UUUAGUGAGCACUGUGUUUUUUUUAAUCCAUAUCUCAGCUUCCAGUCAAGAGACCGUUUACGCACAGGUGGGAAAUACCCGCACUAUAGGACAGCCCCCUCCCUCAAUUCCUCAUCGGAAUAUGUGAGCAAGUGACAUUUUGCCGUUGCGGUUCGGGACAGCAGGCAAAGCGUCUCUGCAAACAGGUGUGCAGCUGCUGCCCGAAUCAGUUUCCUACGCCUUUAAUCCAGUUUAAGGAAAGGCAGAAAGGCAUCCCAUUUGCGGAACCAUCCUCCUCGACGCGGGACGGGCAGAGGAGGGGUAAAUCUGCAUUUUAGUAGCCUAGCUAUUAUAGCCUAUUAUUUGAAGGGACAAACGUGUUACAAGAGCGAACGCUAUGGCAACAAAAAAAUCAUCAUGCACUGAUAUAACGAAAAGGAGCCAGAGUCCCGUUGUUUUAGAGGCUGAGAUGUUCCGUGAAUUUCAGGACUGGUGCCUCCGGACAUAUGGGGACUCGGGUAAAACAAAGACCGUCACCCGGCGAAAAUACAACAAAAUCAUGCAGACAUUGUUGCAAAACGAAGAGUCGGACAGCAUGUAUGUCGACAAUAGUCACAUCAAUGCUAAAUUCAAAUUCUGGGUGAAGUCGAAAGGGUUUCAGGUCGGGAGCAACAUCCUCGGGGAGCACAAGAAAGGAGCGUCAGGGAAGCCGGUCCUAUAUGUCCCGGUCAAGUCAACGUGUGCAGAUGCAGGCUCGGCCCAGGACAGCUUGUCCCUGAAGAGGGUGGCAGUGGUGGAGGACUUCUUCGACAUCAUCUAUGCCAUGCAUGUGGAGAUGGGUGCUGACCUUGGUAGAGCACCUAAACACGCUGGCCAGAAGAAGACCUACAAAGCGAUAGCGGAGACAUAUGCCUUCCUGCCCAGGGAGGCAGUGACACGCUUCCUAAUGAGCUGUGGAGAGUGUCAGAAAAGGAUGCACAUCAAUCCCAACACUGCAGAGUUUAAAGAAAAUGAUCGACCAGCAUCCCUGGUCCCGGACCUCAUUGACUACAACAUGCCCCUGACGGCCACCUACCUGAAACAGAUGAAACUACAGUGCAUGACUGCCAAUGAGCGGGAUGAAAGUUCGGUGAGCAGUGAGGACAUGGAUAUGGCUGAGCCCACGUGGGUCUCUGCUGAGCGUCCCCCUGUCCCUGAGCUCAGUCCCCCCAAUGGAGUACACAGCCCACAAGCCGCAUUGAAAGAGGAAGACGAUGACAACUCUGAGAGUGCCAACGGACUGCCAUCCCUGGCCCCCCUGGAGGCAAUGGUUGUGGGCAGUGUCCCUUCAGAUGGUGUGGCUCCAUACAGGGAGGUGACUGAGAAUGGGGUGAGUGCUCCCCUGGACUUUAGCACCACCACCUCCUCCUCUUCCUCCUCAGAGGACCAGCAACCAGUCAAUCUGACUGACAGACUGCUGCCUGUGGGGAGCCCUGUUGGGACGCCCUACUCAGCUGACGCUACGAGGAAGUCCCCUGGGAAACCAGACUACGGCAACAGGUCUCCUCAGCACAGCCCCGGAAGCUAUGACUCAUUGAAGACAGAACUGAGCAUGAGUGCUGAGGACCUGACCUCUGGGCGUGCUCAGAUCAUCGAUGAUGAUGAUGACGAUCAUGACGACCACGAUGACAGUGACAAGAUCACUGAUGCUGAGGGAAUGGACCCAGAGAGGCUGAAAGCAUUUAAUAUGUUUGUUCGUCUGUUUGUGGAUGAGAACCUGGACCGCAUGGUGCCCAUCUCCAAGCAGCCCAAGGAGAAGAUCCAGGCCAUCAUCGAGUCAUGCAGCCGACAGUUCCCUGAGUUCCAGGAGCGCUCCCGCAAGCGCAUCCGCACCUACCUCAAGUCCUGCCGCCGUAUGAAGAAGGUUGGUUUUGAGACACGGCCCACACCCCCACACCUCACCUCUGCCAUGGCUGAGAACAUUCUCGCUGCUGCUUGUGAAAGUGAGACACGCAACGCUGCCAAGAGGAUGCGACUAGAUGUCUAUCAAGGCCCCGAGGAACCUGCUACUGCUGAUAAGAACGGCUCCAGGGACCCGGCCUCAGUUGCCCCCUCAGGCUUCUCCCUGGCUGCCUCAGCCUACUCCCAGUCCCAUGACCCAGUAUACACCAACGGCACCAACAGGGGCCUCAACUACAGCUUCCGCAGUUACGGAGCAAUGAGCAACAACCUGCCGACCACCUGUGCCACCACCACACAGAACAAUGGUCCCACUGAUCUCAGUAUGAAGUCUGUGGCUCCCACAUCCUCUUCCUCCAGUUCUAACAGUCACAGUGGUCAGGGUGGAGGUGGGGGAGGUGCCUCGGCUCAGCUCAGCCCCCCUGAGGUCACAGCGGUGAGGCAGCUCAUCGCCGGGUACCGAGAGUCUGCUGCCUUCCUGCUCCGAUCUGCAGACGAGCUGGAGAACCUGAUCCUGCAGCAGAACUGAACCAUAAACAGGCCAGACCGGAUGAACUAUGCCUUGCCAUGACCCGUCUCCCCAGGCUGUCUGUCUGUACUAUCACCCUCAGUCAAACACAUUCAGACAGACAGACACUUAAUUAAGAGUUUAACUGAGUAAACUGUCAAAGUAAAGACUAGGAGUAAAACUGCAUCGCACAAUUGGGCCAUACAGAUAGUAGAUAUUGUAUAUGGUCACAGGAACGCAAAGAAUUUACACAAAUAUAAAAUCCAUACAUUCAAACUAAUCUUAGUGCCCAGUUAGCUUUUUACAUUCCCAUAACAAACCUACUCCUCACCCACUUCAUUCAUACCCCAGAAACACCGCAAAGUCACCUCCUUCCAUGGAUUUUCUUUCUAAACUGAGGAGGUAUUUGUCAAACAUGAAUUGUUGCUUCAUAUUUGGCAUUAUGACACUGCUCUGUUAACCUCAACAGUAGUUUUUAAAGUUUGAAGGUUUAGGUAUGCAAAGUGUGAUCAUAGAAAAGGGGGGAUGUUAAACCUGGAGGGUAAAGUACUGUAAUGUGUCCAAACCUACAGGCUUUGGAUUGUAGGCAAAAGGUUAAUGCUUCUGGGAAAAGUGUGUAACAGGGUGCAAUAUGGAAGAUAAUCAGUAAAUGCAAGCCAAUUUCCACAUACUCAGUCUUUUUGUGGGACUUUGUGCAAAGGGAGGUCUUCUUAGGGUACCUCUACCUCCUCCUCAUGCUUUUAGUCUCAGCAUGAUGAGCUAACCUGUAAAACAUUCCCCAGAGAUAGCAGAUUUACCAAACAUCCCAUAAUAUUUUGUACGGCUCCGCUGGGAGCAGGAACGUAAUUUGUCAAUCAGGAAUGCUGUGUAAAAAGAAAGUAUGUCUCAUGGCAGCACUGUAGCUUCAUUGUUGUCUGUUCUGAAAGAUGCUCUUCUUUAUCUGGAACCUCAUAACUGAGGCCUUUCAUUGACUGGCACCAAUCAGACAGAUGUGAAUAGGACAGAACCUGAUAUGCAAUGAUAGUAGACUUGAGGUCAAUGAACCUUUGUUCAGUAAUUUGAGUUUAUUUCAGAGACUAACAGUUUGGGUUGGUUUAAGUCAGUCAGAUAUGAACAGCAUAUGGUUGUGUCAUAAACUUUGUCUCGUGAACGUCACAUGGUCAUCUCAUGGAAAUGUAUGGUGAAUGCAUUGUGCUCCUUGUAACGGCUGUUGGUCUGCUAUAGAGAAAGAUUUCCCUCAAAAUCCCACCAUAUUCUCUCCACCUCAACUCCUUUUUCUUACCGGUCUUUGCAUUUCUCAUUAGCAGAAAUUAUGACAUAAAACACACGGUUUUAAAAAAGAGGCAAAAGACAAUCUUGAUCAUGUGUGAUGGCAUCACAGUUUACUCAACAGUUCCUUGCUAUGGUUUGUGUACUGUAUGUGAGAGCAGCACAGAGUACUGUAGCCGUAACAUCCUCUCUAUCAACAUACUUUGACAGGUCAGUCAUUUGAGCACUCUGUCCUAAGUGGUCGUUUUAUUGUUGGUAAACGUUGGCAUUAUUUCGGUUUGUUGUGUAAGUGAAGUGGAGUUGCCCUUUCAAAGCUCUUUAGUAAAAAAAAUUGCUCUGUACACUUAAAUUAUUUUAAGUAGUCAACCUGGUCAGCACCUUAAACAGUGCAUUAGGAAAGUAUUCGGACACCUUGACUUUUCCACAUUUUGUUACGUUACAGCCUUAUUCUAAAAUUGAUUACAUUGUUUUUUCCCCUCAUCAAUCUACACUCAAUACCCCAUAAUAGCAAAGUAAAAAACAUGUAAUUUAUUACAUAUUAAAAACUGAAAUAUACAUUUACGUAAGUAUUCAGACCCUUUACUCUACUUUGUUGAAGUACCUUUGGCAGUGAUUACAGCCUCAAGUCUUCUUGGGUAUGACGCUACAAGCUUGGCACACCUGUAUUUGGGGAGUUCCUCCCAUUCUUUUCUGCAGAUCCUCUCAAGCUCUGUCAGGUUGGAUGGGUAGCGUCGCUGUACAGUUUUUUUCAGGUCUCUCCAGAGAUGUUCAAUCGGGUUCAAGUCCGGGCUCUGGCUGGGCCACUCAAGGACAUUCAGAGACUUGUCUCGAAGCCACUCCUGUGUUGUCUUGGCUGUGUGCUGAAGGUCGUUGUUCUGUUGGAAGGUGAAACGUUGCCCCAGUCUGAGGUCCUGAGCGUUCUAGAGCAGGUUUUCAUCAAGGAUCUCUGUGUAUUAUUCUUUGUUUUUCUCUGUUUAUCCUUCCUUCGAUCCUGACUAGUCUCCCAGUCCCUGCCGCUGAAAAACAUCCCCACAGCAUGAUGCUGCCACCACCAUGCUUCACCGGAGGGAUUGUGCCAGGUUUCAUCCAGAUGUGAUGCUUGGAAUACAGGCCAAAGAGUUAACUCUAGGUUUCAUCAGACCAGAGAAUCUUGUUUCUAAUGGUCAGAGUCCUUUAGGUGCCUUUUGGCAAACUCCAAGUGGGCUGUCAUGUGCCUUUUAUUGAUGAGUGGUUACCAUAAAGGCUUGAUUGGUGGAGUGUUGCAGAGAUGGCUAUCCUUCUGGAAGGUUCUCCCAUCUCCACAGAUGAACUCUGGACCUCUGUCAGAGUGAUCGAGUUCUUGGUCACCUACCUGACCAAGGCCUUUCUCCUCCGAUUCCUCAGUUUGGCUGGGCGGCCAGCUUUAGGAAGAGUCUUUGGUCUUCCAUUUAAGAAUGAUGGAGGCCACUGUGUUCUUGGGGACCUUCAAUGCUGUAGAGAUGUUUUGGUACCCUUCCCCAGAUCUGUGCAUCCACACAUGUACUGUCAACUGUGGGACCUUAUAUAGACAGGUGUGUGCCUGUCCAAAUCAUGUCCAAUCAAUUGAAUUUACCACAGGUGGACUCUAAUCAAUCUCAAGGAUGAUCAAUGGAAACAGGAUGCACCUGAGCUCAAUUUCUAGUCUCAUAGCAAAGGGUCUGAAUACUUAUGUAAAUAAGGUGUUUCUGUUUUGUUUUUUUAUGUGCUAAAAUGUCAAAAUACCUGUUUUCGCUUUGUCAUUAUUUAGUAUUAUGUAUAGACUGAUGAGGAACAUGUUUUAUUUAAUCCAUUUUAGAAUAAGGCUGUAACGUAGCAAAAUGUGGAGAAAGGGUCUGAAUACUUUCCGAAUGUACUGUAGAUUUGUCAGAUAAUUCAUAUAAGAGAGGAAUGAAUUUCAGUGUAAUUUAUAAUAAAUGAUGUCAGCAGCACAUAUAUCUACUACAUUGCUGUGACGAUGAUCAUUCCAAGAACAGGACAGUCUAAAAUGACAUGCACAAAAUAAUCUGUAAUUUAUUUAUUGUCACCAUCCAUGACAUAAUUUGACUUCUUUAUUAUAUUUCAAAUGUAUAAUCUAUUGCAAGUUUGGAAGCACUUUACAGCUCAGGAUAAAAUAACACGGUAUAUAUUUGUAACCGGACAUUGUUACAGAACAAUCAUACUUGAUUCACAUGUUCAAUUUACACAUUUAAGAUACACAUUCCUGACAAUGGGUUGAUCAUGGUGGUCUAUGAUGAGAGCUGAUAUGAUAUUAUUUUGGAUGUCUGUAUUGAUUUAAAUGUAGAUGAUUUUUGUCCACUAAACUGAUCAUCUUAUGGAUAACAUAUUGUGGAAAUCAUUAUUAAAAUGCACAAUAUUGGGUUUUAAAGUACAUGGCAUGGCUCAUGCAAGAAUCAGCCAAUCUCACAGUCUUAACUAAAUCACUUCAAUCUGAAUUUUUACUAGCAGCACAAGAAAAGUGCUGUUUUAGAAGAGAAUUAUAUUUUGCACGCAUCAGACUUCAGAAAUUUAUUUUAGCUAGACUAGUCAGGCUUUAGAAACUGUUAUUUUGAGCUCAGGUGUGUGUACACAUUUGAAUGCAGGUAAAAAAAAAAAUUUGUAUAGACUCAUUUGGAUGAAUCAACUUGAUAGCACCUUUUUUUCAAAGAGUGUAGGUAUAGCUAUCUAGAACAUACUGUACGAGAAUCCUUUGAAUAAUAAUUUGUGGUUCCAGGGUAGAAGUUCUACCUGGAACAAAAAACCUGGAAUCAAAAACGUUUCUCCUAUGGGGACCGCCAAAGAACCACUUUGGAACCCUUUUUUCUAAGAGUGUACCCACUGGGGCACACACUGGCUGAAUCAAUGUUGUUUCCAUGUCAUUUCAAGGAAAUUACGUUGAACCGACGUGGAAUAGAUGUUGAAUUGACGUCUGUGCCCAGUGGGUAGGGUUCUGUCCUGAUACACUCAAAUGUCUUCCAUGUGUCCUUCACCUUGCCCCUAUUUUACUUUUGGCCAGCCAUAAUCUCCAACAGCCACCAGUAAACUGCCAUCGUCACUUAAAUUGACAUUUUAGUCAUUUAGCAGAUGCUCUUAUCCAGAACGACUUACAAUUAGUGCAUUCAUCUUAAGAUGGCUAGGUUAGACAACAACAUAUCACAAUGCAGAUACACAUUAUGUUAUUGAUGCCGGGUUGAUCUAAAUUCACGUUUCUAACUAACGCAUCACUUUUCUUUGUGUGUCCAGAAAAGGGUCUCUUAAUGUGUCUUAAGACUACGAGCUACAUUUUCAUUUGUGUGCUGCAGUUACUGUGACCAAUGAAACACAACCAUUUGUAGACAUAUUUUGUUCCAGUGGAUUUCUCGUUGCAUUGGCAGGACAAUUUAAUGUAUAGAUGUUUUAUAAAAAUGUAGCGUAAAAGCCCUAGUAACUUGUGGAUUGCUGAUGUGGUCAGAUAUAUGUAUAGCUGUACAAAAGGUUGUAAAAGAAACAUUUUAAACCUAAAUCAUUUUUCUGUGGUGUACAGCACGGUUCCAGAAUAUGUAUGUGGUUUCAAGUUCAACCCUUGCCUGUUUUAACAGUUGGUGGUGCUCUGUAAAACUUCUAUUGUUCUUGAUAUUAUUUUAUUUGUUACUUCUCCUGCAUUGGCCAGAGACUGUAGUUCUGUGCAGGGUGUUGUAAUGUACUGUAUACCAAUGUGAAGCUUUGUAUUUUUUCUUUCUGGUUUUUUGGACUCAGUGAAAGUGUGAUGUUUACAUGUACAGAUUUUUCCAAAUACUUUACAUUUUUGUCCAUGAUAUUUUCUCACCUACCCUUCCUGUUUAUAUUUGCUCAGACAUUUAUUUAGUGCAUUAUAUCAAAUGCAGACAGAUGUGACUGCUUUGAAAGGUGGUCAGAUGACAUUCACAUGGUCGAAGUGAGGCUAGACUAAGACAACCAGGUUGGGGUUGGUAUCUGGUGAUGGCUGAUAGCAUCAGACUCUUUAGGGAUUGAGGAGUGAGAGUGAGCGUCAUGCCAGUUCAAAGUGCACCAUGAAUAGCCUACCUCUGUCUGAGAUUUAUCAGUAGCAUAAUGAUACACAUAUUCCUAUUGAACGAUUGCAGAUAACCCAGCCACCUUUUCCCUUCUGAAUAGCCGUGUUUUAACAAGCUCCUGGCGGGUGGAGUCAAAUGGGUUUCAUUAGCAUGUAACUCAAUCACUGAGCAACAUAAUAUAAUGGUAGGAGGAUCACAGUAGUCAAAACGCAAUGGUAGCCACUCAUUCUAUGAUGGUUCUAUUGUGAUCACAUUCCCUGGUUGUUAUAAGGUACACUUUGACCUCUCGUAACAGCUCCUCAAUGAUGUGAUGUAAAAGCCAUUCCCCUCUCCUGGUCCUCAAGGGGGAACACAAGAACCUCAGGAAACGCUGAAUCUCUGAGUUUAUUUUUGUUCCAUUAUGAUAUUUAAUGAUGAAAGUAAAGUCUCUCUACCUGUUACCAUAACAUUUAUAUGAAACGUUUAUCAUUGUUUUGUACAUUUAUCAUUGUGAUUUAAAAGUGGAGCUUUUUCCAGUACAUGUGACUGAAUAUUUAGAUUUUUUUGAAAAGUGUUUAUAGGUAUAAAUAUUAAUUAAUAUAUGUGAAGCGACUAAAAAGACAAAAGAAAACAUUUUCAUCUGUUUGUUUCAUGCAAAGCCGCCCAGGCGGGAUAUUCUCUGCCUCUUACAUAUCACUAAUUAUGAGGGACUUGUUCUUGUUUUGAAAUAGCGCUUUUUCAGUGUAACGUCAACACUACGGUAAAAAAUGUUGGUUACCAACAGCAGGAUUGCAAGCUUCUCUUCAGAGAUGUCAGUAACUGAAUAAAACCGAAACUUGGCUA
Molecule: messenger RNA, 8541 nt
Organism: Oncorhynchus kisutch (coho salmon)
Lineage: Eukaryota; Metazoa; Chordata; Actinopteri; Salmoniformes; Salmonidae
Product: nucleolar protein 4-like
Exons: 11
Coding region: 377-2446 (689 amino acids)
Source: RefSeq, a predicted model, not a curated record